AUGGCCUGUUUCAGCGUCCUUUGGCUUCUUUUGCAGUCUAUGCCUUCUCAGCUGCUUCUGGUUUCAUGUGUCCAUGGCUCAAAAUGCUACACCGAUCCAUCUGAAGUGACGGCGUUGAUCUCAAUAUUCAAGCAAUGGGACAUGCAAGCCCUACCUAUCAGUGAAGGAGAGCAAUGCAUUGGAUUUGCUAUCAAUGGAAGCGAGUUUGAAAAGCCAGAGAAUAAUCCAGCCAUCACUUGUGACUUGGAAGUUCCUUCAUCUUUUGAAACUAUAGGUCAUGUUGCCUAUCUGAAUAUUCAUGACGAAUUACUUCCUUACAAGGAUGUCAUUGCAAAAGUUAUCUAUGAUAAAAAGUAUCCAAGAAUCAAGAUAAUUGUUAAUAAAGUCGGAACGAUUGAAAAUGAGUUCCGUUUGCCAAAGUUUGAAGUUUUAGCAGGGGAAGAUGAUAUGGUUACAGAAGUGAAACAAUAUGGAGCGACUUUCAAGCUUGAUUACAGCUUGGUCUAUUGGAAUUCAAGAUUGGAGCAUGAACAUAUAAGGUUGGUUUCUCAGUUUCAAGCUGGGGAAAUCAUAUGUGACAUGUUUGCUGGUAUUGGCCCUUUUGCUAUCCCUGCAGCACAGAAGGGAUGCAUAGUGUAUGCAAAUGACUUAAAUCAGGAUAGCAUCCGUUAUCUGAAGAUCAAUGCAGAAACUAACAAGGUUGAUAAUCGUGUUCGUGCGUACAAUAUUGAUGCAAGAAAAUUUAUUUCUCAAUUGAUGGCAGUGCCCAACAGCGAUGAAAAAUCAGAUUCUGAUGUCUCCAUGCUGAAAAAUGGCGAGCAAUGUGACAUUCAGGGCAAUCAGGAACCAAAAUCUGAAAUUGGGCUACCUGUUGGGGUGAAAGAAGUACCAGAUACUGUUAUUAGUAAUCUGGACGCUUUACAAGCUUCCAGCAGGAAUGCUGAUUCAUCAGUACCUCCAGUUAAAAGACCUUCAGAUAGUUGUCAAUCAGAGAAUGAAGGUGUUGAUGGCACUAGUGCUUUUGUAGCUGAUAGGAGAAAAGGAAGCAAGACUAAGAGAAUGAGAGGCCCUGAGAUCUCCGAUGUUAAGACUUGGAAGCAUGUAGAUCAUGUGAUAAUGAAUCUACCUGCAUCUGCUCUUCAAUUUCUAGGUACAGAUGACUUUUGUGGAUAG
This is a messenger RNA of Prunus avium (sweet cherry), 1173 nucleotides long. Its product is annotated as tRNA (guanine(37)-N(1))-methyltransferase 2-like. Gene Ontology annotation, biological process: tRNA N1-guanine methylation. Gene Ontology annotation, cellular component: cytoplasm. NCBI's taxonomy places the organism in Eukaryota, Viridiplantae, Streptophyta, Magnoliopsida, Rosales, Rosaceae. Gene Ontology annotation, molecular function: tRNA (guanine(37)-N1)-methyltransferase activity. The record is from RefSeq and is a predicted model, not a curated record.